Molecule: messenger RNA, 1905 nt
Organism: Porites lobata
Lineage: Eukaryota; Metazoa; Cnidaria; Anthozoa; Scleractinia; Poritidae
Source: the annotation of a GenBank genome assembly
AUGUCUGCAAUUGUAACAACCGUCUUAAAGGGUACCCUCGGAUUUCUCAUAAAGAAAGGCCGAAAAGUAGCUGUGGAGAGGCUGAAGGACAGCGACGUUACAAACGAAAAAUUGAAGAACUGGAUCGUGGAUGAAAUCGAUAGUAUAAAUUCGAAGCUUGAUGCAAUGGCGAAGAAAGAUCUCGGAGCAAGUAUUUCCUUUUUCAAGGAAGGACUAGUUUUCCUUAAUAAUGCAAUGGAAACGAUAACUUGUGGCCUAGGAAGUUUAAAUGCAAGUCCUGUACAAGUGGGAAAAGUUAAAAAUGUGAAAGAAGAAGACUUCGAAGAGAGCAAUGAAAAAGCAAAUCCUGAAGCAUCAAAACAGGAGGCGUCCUGGCCCAAGUUGUUUUGGUCGAUUGCUUCUCAAGUAACAGGCUUCUGGGACCACGGUACAGAGGAUGAUAAAGGGUCGGAAGCUGCUCCUCAAAUGACAGGGGAACCGAAAAGGUCCUCUGGUGCUGAGGGAAACGAAUUGUCUUUCACAGGGGAACUGAGGAACUUGAAUCUGAACAGUCUGGAUGAAAUCAAAGUAGCAAUCCUUGACGCAAAAAAGAGGUUUGACGAUGCUCGACGAAAAGCGACAGAAGCCUUUAACAAUGAAGUUCUCACACCCAUGGAUCGUAUCCUAGCCAUGGGUGUUCGUCUAAUGGCAACAAUAUUGGAGAAAGUAGAUAACCCAGUCAGUGCCUUAGACGCGUGUAUAUCUGGCCUCAACGAGCUACACUCGAUGCCGUUUGUUACAGAGAAUUUUAGCGUUGAACUUGAAAAAGGCAUCAAGUCAAGAUUCAGCAAGGAUGAACGAAGGCAAAUUGUUUCCUUCGCCUGUCAAGUAAAUCGAACCAUUUACGACUUCGCGUUACUGGUAAGCGCUAAAGAAGUGUUGUCCUUUUGGCCCUGCGUUGAAAUCGCAAAUGAGAGGGUCGAUCCUCUUCGCGACUCAAGAAUAGCAAACAUGCUGCGUAAGCUGGAGAUGGGGGACUUUUGUUUACCUUGGUCAUUUGGUCAGAAGGACGAACUAGAACAUCAAAGGCUUGCCUCAGCGACUAGUAUAGCAACCAAUACUCUUGGACAGUUCCUUGUUGUCGACCUUAGCGAGAACUGUGCGAAAAUGUUCGACGCUUCCGGCAAAUUUUUGAAAACUUUCUGUCCUUUUACGCAUACUGAAUCUACAUUUAGCACAAUUCAAGCUGUAGCUACUGACCAAGAUGACAACAUUUACGUGCUGGAGGGUAAAAUAUCUGAUGGUAAAGCUAAGGUUUGCCUGCACGUGUUGAAUAAUUUAGCUCAGUUCCUAAAUGAUUUAAAAGUUGGCAUCGAUUUAGAAGCUAGGACGGUGAAAGUAACAGCCAGUCGCCUCGUUCUUGUACUGGUACGCACGUUUCGUCUUUCGCGUGAGGUGGACGGGUCUUCCACAAUUGAAAACGAUUAUGUGGUUUUGAAAGAUACCAAAGGAAAGCGUAUCGGUUACCUUUCCUCGCGAAUGUUUCGACCAUUAAAAGAUAUCACAGCUGCUGAUGACCUUAUUAUGAUCUUGGAUGACAGUUCCUAUGUCACUGUAUUCAGAGAGGCAAAUGUUAGUGAGGAGGAUUGUCCCGUUUCACCAUUCCUCAAGGCGUUUCCAGUCCGUGGAGAUGCGUGUGCUAUUACGUUUCAUCCAAGAAGCAAACACGUGAUCAUUGUCUCACAGAUCGAAGAGCAACGCUGGCAAUUGCUAUUUUACAGUAAAGAAGGCAAAUUUGAACGUAGCAUUGACCUUGACGUGGAGCAAGACUACGAAAUAACUGGGGCUGCAGUGACCACAGAUGGACGCAUUUGUAUAGCAGCUUCAAAUUUCAGGGAAAACAGGGGGAAGGUGCUUGUAGUGUAA